CAUUGGACUCCCUUCUCGUGAUUACCAUUCUAAAGUUGAUGUGCCUUCUCUCGAAGUAAGCUGUCAUGCUCAUCGCGAACCUGUAAAGUUUCUACUCUCCUUGCGGGGCUCAGGGCUCUGUCUUUCGGACUUCGAAGGUCGUGUUCGUCCCGUAUCUUCAGGUUCUUCUUCCUGUACACUCCUCUCAGCGAAUGUUCCCAAGUCUCCUGCCCUUUAUUAUCCCUCGAUUCCAUCCCAUCCUUCUACCUUUCUCCCAUCCUUGCCAUUAAGGUCAGAUUCGAUACCUGCAGCUGUAGGCGUGCCGCCUGAAUCAUCUAUGAUCAAUGCAGCUACUUCCUCAGUCAGCCAAACAUCUUAUUUUCCGAAUUAUGCUCGUAGACGGCCUGGAGUAAUCGUUUUAUCGGCUGGCCGCAGCUACACUUAUUGGAGGGACAAAGAACUAUGUUAG
Messenger RNA from Protopolystoma xenopodis, 448 nucleotides. Lineage: Eukaryota; Metazoa; Platyhelminthes; Monogenea; Polystomatidea; Polystomatidae. The record is from the annotation of a GenBank genome assembly.